Messenger RNA from Lathyrus oleraceus (garden pea), 984 nucleotides. RefSeq names its product zinc finger BED domain-containing protein RICESLEEPER 2-like. The transcript has 3 exons. The record is from RefSeq and is a predicted model, not a curated record. The coding region runs from base 1 to 984 and encodes 327 amino acids. Lineage: Eukaryota; Viridiplantae; Streptophyta; Magnoliopsida; Fabales; Fabaceae.
AUGCAUGAACAUGCAUUUAGUAUUGUUGAGGAAGAAGGUUUUCAUUUUAUGAUGAAGUGUUCUAAUAUUUCAUAUGAGAAAAUUAGUCGGAAGACAUUGAAGAAUGAUUGUAUUGUUGUUUAUGAAGCUGAAAGAAAAAAGUUGAAGUCUACUUUAAGGACAAUAAAUAAGAUUUGUUUGACCACUGAUUUAUGGAAGUCACAAAAUCAGAAGAUAGAAUACAUGGUGUUAAUUGGCCAUUUCAUUGAUGCUGACUGGGUUUUGCAGAAACGCAUUCUUAGUUUUGUUCAUGUUCCUCCUCCUCGGCGUGGUGUUGAUAUUGCUGAUGCUAUCUUCAAAUGUCUUAAAGAUUGGGGUAUUGAAAAUAAAAUAUUUAGUGUGUCAGUGGAUAAUGCACAUUACAACGAUAGAUGUUUGAAAGAGUUAAAAGUUCUGAUUUUAAGGCACCGGAAAUUAGUGUUAGAUGGAAAGUUAUUUCAUGUGCGUUAUUGUGCGCAUAUACUAAAUUUGCUUAUUCAAGAUGGUAUUGGGAAAAUAGCAAAAAUAGUUGAAGACGUGCGUGAAAGUGUGAAGUUCAUCAAUCAGUCUGAAGCAAGGUUGCAAACAUUCUCACAAAUAGUUCAACAACUAAAGCUUGGUGGUAAAAAAUUAAUUCUUGAUUGCCCUACUCGUUGGAACUCCACCUAUCAAAUAUUGUCAGUUGCAAUGCAAUUCAAAGAAGUCUUCCCUCGUUUUCAAGAUCGAGAACCAAGCUAUACAACUCUUCCAGAUGAUGAUGAUUGGGAAAAGGUUGAAAAAGUUUCCAAGUUGCUAGAGGUAUUUAAUGUUGUUACAAAUAUUAUUUCAGGUGGAGCAAGUGCAAACAGAAAUUACAUUACUCCCUUGAUGAUAAAUAGAGAGCUAUCAAUGCAGGUUAUCCUUUCCUUACUAGCUAUGACAGUAAAUCAGUUGACAGUUGGUGUAAUGAAGAUUGAAGUUGAAUAA